GAUGAUCCGGUGACACUUGUGUUGUCUCUAUAACAUCAAGCAGACUUGAAUGCAAGGAAAACUAUUCGUUGAUGAGCAUUAUUCAGUGAAAACAGAUUUGGAUGCGAUGGAGGCUAAUUUCUGGGAACGGUGUAUCUCUACCAACAAUCUUUAUAUUGUUUACUACCGUAAUGUUAUAUGCAAUAAUUUGCAGGAUAAAGCCAACGUGCGGAAACAAGAGUCAAUUUGUUGACCAGAAGAGUCAUUGUUGAGGCUGGAGCUGCAACGGCAGGUCCUUCGUGAGCGGCACAGCGGAAACCAAGGCCUGCCCGGCGCGGUUCGUGUCUUGUCGUUUCCUUCGCCGCCGCUUCGAAGGACCUCCCGAGUCUUCCUCCACGUAACCGUUGCAAAGCAAUACGUCUACGGAUCACCGAAACGGAACGGAGCUCAAAAUAGACCGAUUCCUCUUUGAUGAGGUAAGAUUAGUAUUAAAGAUGUUAUUAUCGACCUUGACUUUUCUAUUCCACGACUACUGUGCGCGUUUCCGCAUACUUCUGUCCCAAAUCAUAUGAACCGUUGAUCGGUUGAUAUACCAGUAAGCUUAUCGGACCUUCUUUUUUACUACUGGGUUUGGUCAAAAUCGAAAUUGAUUUGAUUAGGUAGCUACGGAGAUAAGUCACGACUUGUCUUCCGAUACAGACUCCCGUACCCCGAGUGUGCCCGCCUUAUGUCAGGGUUUCACCGUGACAAGGACAGCUAAGACAGCAUGGCGGGGUCAACGUGGCUAACCCCGGUGAUUUGACCGUAAUUCUUUAACCCUGGCGAUGAGCGAGCAAACAGGUGCCUGCCGGUCGGGCCCCCUCACGUGACCCCUCUCUCGGGUACCGUCCCUUGUCUAAAAGGCUGUCCCAUUGGUCCCAAGAAAAGGGUCCCACGACCUGAUACGAACAGCAAACAUCCAUUCACCCCGAAUGGACUCCACUCAUAAGCCGUUGUAUAGUGGACGCAAUUGUAUGUGACACUUUAUACCGGCGGGCGGGCGGGCGGGCGUUUCUGGUCCGACGGCCGGAGGACACCACCACCUCAUCCAAAACACCGAACCCAAAGUUUUCUCUCUCUCUCUCUCCCUCCCUGCAAAAACAUCGUGGAAAACAUCACAUCCUAUGUCUCUGUUCCCAUGGGGAUAGCAGCGGCAGAAGAGUACAAAGCAACAGCGUUUGCGCUGGCGACUGCUCUGCUUCUCGUUCCUCUGCUGUUGGUUCCCGCAGUACCACGGCUUCCCAUCCAGUCUGCAUUCCGCUUGGUCUCCCUCCUACUUUCCUCGAAAGUUCGCAUAUUUUGCCUUUCGUCCUCCUCCCAUCGACCACUCGAAGAUUCUCUGCCCUUCUCUCUACCAGUGGCCGUACUCCCCUGGGUUUAUCUUUGUUUACCGUUGUGGUUGUGUGUGCUCCUUUAGACACCAUCUUUAACUCUUUAUUCCCUUGUAAAAUCUCAGUGGAAUCCCUCCUUUUAGCCUCGCUUCCUGCUCUGUUUCGUUGAGUGGAUUUCGAUUUAUGCUGCUGGGUUUUAGCCUGCUCGGCGGAAAGGAGAGAAGGUUUGGUGAAGACGCCUUCAUGCUUGCUCCUUUACGUCGCUUACGGUGGAGACGGCCGUCGACGGACCCCGACCAUGACGAAAGCUCGGACCUUGCGCAUCUUCUGGACCGACCCUGACGCCACCGACUCAUCCGGAGACGAGGAGUGCGGCGUCUCCGGCCGCCGCGUCGGGCGGCUCGUGAGGGAGAUUGGGCUCGAGCCCUGCCACUCCUUCGGUGACAAGCAGAAGAGGCCGAGGAAGAAGGCCUCCGCCGAACGAGGCAAGAUGGCUCCCGCGCAGACGGGGAGCACCAAGUUCCGCGGCGUCCGGCGGCGACCUUGGGGGAAGUACGCAGCGGAGAUCCGCGACCCGUGGCGCGGCGUCCGCUUGUGGCUCGGGACCUUCGACACCGCCGAGGAGGCCGCCAUGGUCUACGACUGCGCGGCGCGCCAGCUCCGCGGUCCCGGCGCCGCCACCAACUUCUCCAUUCCCUCUUCGUCCACCAUCUCCACUGCCCCCGCUCGAACCCAGGAGGAGGCCAUGCCCACCUUAGUCUCCGGCGGCUACGACUCCGGCGAUGAGUCCCACAGCCUGUCCUCUCCGACGUCCGUCCUCCGAGGGUUCUCCUCAUGCUGCGCCAAAGAAGGGCCAGCCGGGGAGGAGGCAAAGGAAGGGAGUGACUUCAACGCAGAGUUCUGGUCUCCGGAGUGCAGGGUGGAGGAGUUUGUACCGUUCGACGAAGCGCCGCUAUAUCACGAUUCAUGGGGUUUCUCAUCGUGGGAGCCGAGGGUUCACGAGGCGAGGACGACACGGGUCGGGUUCUCCGCCUCGGCGGCUGACACGUCGAACGAGGUCAUGCUCGCGUCCUCCUCGGCGUCGGAUGCGGGUUUCGGGACGGUCACGUGGCAAGACGACGACUAUUUUCACGACAUCGGCGAUCUGUUCCCGCUCGAACCCCUCCCCGCCAUAUUCUGAGUCAAAUUUCUUUUAAGUCGCCGAUCUUGCCGCCGAUUUUAUUAACGGAAGGAAGAAGCGGUCGACAUUUAUCUUCUCCUUGUUGUGUUCUUAGAUCGUGCGUCACUGUGGUUUCCCUUUCAAUUUGUAUCAGAAACUUUGAAUUCAAGAAAGUAUCCAUGUCGAAAGCUUUGUGCUCUUCUUGCGA
Molecule: messenger RNA, 2716 nt
Organism: Musa acuminata AAA Group (dessert banana)
Lineage: Eukaryota; Viridiplantae; Streptophyta; Magnoliopsida; Zingiberales; Musaceae
Product: ethylene-responsive transcription factor CRF1-like
Exons: 3
Coding region: 1648-2529 (293 amino acids)
Biological process (GO): regulation of DNA-templated transcription
Molecular function (GO): DNA binding; DNA-binding transcription factor activity
Source: RefSeq, a predicted model, not a curated record